AUGGAGUACGGAGUAGGUAUUCUUGCUUCCAUCCGUGUAUGUCCAUAUUGCAUACUGUACAGCAGCAUCGGCUGUCUAUUGACCAGUGGAGAUAUAUCCUGUUUCUGUCUUCUUCCUUCUGUCUUCGAUAGCAGACGAUUCCUUGACGUGUGUACUUACAAAGAUUAUGUACUUCCUGCAGACGCCAUGGCUGUAAUAAUUACUGCAGGAAUGAGUGAAUCUGGAGUACUGGACUUUGCAGCAACAGCGACAAUAACCCCUUCUUUUAUUUCGGAGUACAGAGUAGACAACGCCAUGUGGGUACCUGCAUACCUACACAGUCAGCCACCCGAAUAG
Molecule: messenger RNA, 336 nt
Organism: Rasamsonia emersonii CBS 393.64
Lineage: Eukaryota; Fungi; Ascomycota; Eurotiomycetes; Eurotiales; Trichocomaceae
Exons: 5
Coding region: 1-336 (111 amino acids)
Source: RefSeq, a predicted model, not a curated record